AUGCUUGGCGAGGCAAGUUUUGUGCCAACCUUGUUCAGCGAUGGACCAUCCGCACUCAAAUCAAUGCGUCUUCUUGCUCUUGGUAGCUCUGGAGUCUCACGAGGUCACAGAAGCAAGUUGGAAGUUGGGGAUGUUGGCCUGACUGGAGUAAAGUUGCAGCAUUCGGAGGACCCUGACUUAGACGCGGCAAUUCGCAGCAUUCUCGGACCCACUGGCUGA
Protopolystoma xenopodis is the source of this 219-nucleotide messenger RNA. NCBI's taxonomy places the organism in Eukaryota, Metazoa, Platyhelminthes, Monogenea, Polystomatidea, Polystomatidae. The record is from the annotation of a GenBank genome assembly.